Molecule: messenger RNA, 565 nt
Organism: Racocetra persica
Lineage: Eukaryota; Fungi; Glomeromycota; Glomeromycetes; Diversisporales; Gigasporaceae
Source: the annotation of a GenBank genome assembly
UAAUAAUCAAACUGAGCAAAUUUUAUCGUCAUCGACCCAACCACCUCCGAUGGCCGAUCUUUUGAAUUCUAGUCCUAUUGUUACUACUUCUUGGAGUAUUGCACCCCCUAAUAAUGGUUCAAGUAUUGUAGUACCUUCAGCAGGUCCAAUACAUCUUAUCAAUGUUGGGGAACAUAUAGUUCACAAUACGGUGGUUGUAGAUACGAGUAUUCUUGGUAAUUCUUUACAACCAGCACAAACAUUAACAUUUGUCGCCGAAAAUCCUCAAUUGGAUAUGCAGAAUGCAGCUCAAAAAUCCUCGGUUGAUCACGUAAUCGAAUCUUCUCCACAACAAAUUCAAUCACCUUCUCGUACCGUAUCUCCUGACCUACAAGUUUCUCUACCUCAAGAUGACCGUUCCAAGAAAUCACCUGAAAAUGAAGUACGAUCUCAAAUUGAUAAUUCCUCUCGUAUACCUUCUCCUGCACUUAACGAUCAAAUUAAAUUGGAAUUUCAUAAUUCCCCACCUGAGCCUUUGGAUAUUUCGAAAGAUACUAAUAUUGUUCAAGAUGUUCAAUUAUCUAAA